This is a messenger RNA of Peronospora belbahrii, 2211 nucleotides long. The record is from the annotation of a GenBank genome assembly. Lineage: Eukaryota; Oomycota; Peronosporomycetes; Peronosporales; Peronosporaceae.
AUGGCUACGACGUCGUCGAUAAGCUUGGAAAUGCCCUUACGACGCCAUAUGCAGCGUGAUUUAGCACGUGUGCUAUUAGACCCUCCAUCAGGAGGUGUUGCUGCUUAUGUGCAGGAAUGUGUCCAUUCUACAACCAUUGGAGUGGAGGCGACUUUUAUCUUUUUAUUGCAAGUAAUUGAAGAACUGGACGAUGCAAUUCAAGAGUUUUUGACCACUUCAUCACAUCAUCAAGCACUAAAUCAUGAGAAUGAAGUGGAGUUAGGGACGUUACUGUCUGCUGCAUCAUUGACUGUUCGGUAUGUGACAGAGAGACAAGCUAUGAUACCAUUGUUGCAACGAUAUCGUGAUGCAUUCAAGAUAGUGCUGCAGUAUCCUGCAUGGACACACAAGUGCUAUUAUGGACUAAAAACUGUGGCAUUGAUGGGAUGCACACGAGUGCUUGAGUCCUUUGGGAACGAAGUUACGGCUAACGACGUGCUGAAACAGUUGAGAUGGUUAUUUCCGCUGUUUAAGGAUGCAAGUAUUCAACAUGAAGAGCUUGUGCAGCGAUUGAAUACGUUGUUGCGUCCGGCAUGCGAGUAUGUGGCUGUGGCAUUGGAAACGCACCCUAUCGCUCGAGAAGCUAUGUUCACUGAGGUACUUCCGCAACUUCUAGAGCUACUGAUGAUGAUUGAUGGAGACAAAUACGCGACAGUGGUGGCUGACGCAGUUAAGGUAGAGUUGGCCACGACUGCUGCAGUGCUCUUGGAAGCAAAGUAUCCGUACACGUCUUCAAACGCGUUCGCGCUGCUGUCGGUGCCCGAUUUUGUUGAGGAGAUUGAAGUAGAUGAAUCCAAGGUAUCGGCUAGUAGCUCGAUGUUUUCUGUAGCAGCUGACGUCAAGUCUGAUCGAAUGGAAACUAUUGGCGAGGAAGAAGAGAAGCCGUUGGCUACUGAUAUUGCGAAGCAAAUGGAAGAGAACUGCUGUAAGGUGCUCUGUUCUUGGCUGGAAAUAGACACUCGCAGAAUGGUGGCAGUACAAACACUCGCUGUAUUGUACCGGGCAAUUGCAAGCGACGCUGGGGCAGAUAGCGUAGCAAAAGGCUCGAUUUCACUUACAACGCCUCUUGACGUGAUGACGAAGGCGCUGAAUGAUACACACAUGACCGCACUUACUGAUUUCGAGUUCUACAAUGCUCUACUGGAGUCUAUCCGUGACAUUUGCCUUUUUCAGCAAAAGCUUGCUGCAUCUACGCUGGAAGAUACUUUCAAGGCCAUGAGUAUUGUAGUGCCGCGGCUGGAGGUCGCAUUAGCUUCUUUUCCUAGAAAGCAGUCGCCUGAGCGACGUAGCGCAAAAGGAGCAUGCUUCACAAUUCGAGGGACGCUUGUGGAGGCAUUCCUCUCUUGGCUCCACCACCCAGAUGCCUCCAGGUUGCUUACAUCUCAGGUGGACUUUUUGCACAAUGUGGCUGGCACUCUUGCUGAUCCACGCGUGUACGGUGACGUGCUGGCUAUAUUACGUGGGUCUACCGUUCUGGAGGCUAGGAAGGAGUAUGCAUCGGGCCGACAACUCGCUGUCGUGACGCUCUGCCAGGCCAUAAAUCAGCUGGACCGGUAUUCCAAGUCCACGGGAAACCGUAUUGUAUCAGGUCUCACUCGUAUAGCAGCGGCCUGUCGUGAGGAUAUUUACUCGCUUGCAAAUGAGCUCGUGCUUCCUUUACUUCCCUCAAUGCUCGAUGGGUCUCAGUGGGGAAAGUUUUUGCGACUUCGGACCGAAGCUGUGGCAACAGUAUUGGUUGGAUGUGCUGAAAACGAUGACUUCCAGACGGAAAGCCACACUUGGAUCAGUGACUUCAUUAGAUUCUUGCUAGACCCGGUUGUGUCUUCGGAGAAUGUGCAUUCUUUCAUGAUUGUAUGCGGAUUGAUCCGUGCUGAGCGCAAACUGCUCCUUCAUGUCGUGUCAUUUUGUAUGGCAAAUCCACACACGGUGAAGCAGACUUUGCAUGAACCGCUAACUCGAUGGCCACUCUAUGAAGAGGACGUCGAUCUUGUUGUAGUUACGCUUGAACUGCUGGAAGCGUUGUUAAGCGUUCAGUCUCUUCGAGCUACAGUUGAUGUAGACGUGAUAUAUGCGACUAUUUUGCAGCUUUCCGAGAACGCGGCAAGUGAAGGUUUGGAAGAAAUUCUGUGUGCGUGCAAGAAAGUCACGGAUUCAUUGGGAUCGCAUCUGUAA